AUGGUGGUGGUGGUGGUGGUGGUGGCGGCGGCACCUGGUCAGAGUCAGACUGCACCUUUAACUUUUGUGUAUUGUCCCUGGUGCCAUCAUGUAUAUUACAGUUGUGCAGUUUUUGGAAAUGUGACCCUUGGGGCAGACACAUUUUGUGAAUGGUUAAAUUUCAAUCAAGAAAUGAUAAAAGAUGCUGAACCAGAUGCAGAGAUAGUGAGCAAAGUUAACAAACUUUUGUGCCAGAUUAGAAAACUGGGCUGGUUGUAUAUUCAAGGUCAUCCUCUACUUGCCGCCGCCGCCGCCGCCGCCGCCGCCGCCGCCCCUCACCACUUAGGAGGGGCAAAGGAGCAAGGAGGGGCAAAGGAGCAAGGAGGGGCAAAGGAGCAAGGAGGGGCAAAGGAGCAAGGAGGGGCAAAGGAGCAAGGAGGGGCAAAGGAGCAAGGAGGGGCAAAGGAGCAAGGAGGGGCAAAGGAGCAAGGAGGGGCAAAGGAGCAAGGAGGGGCAAAGGAGCAAGGAGGGGCAAAGGAGCAAGGAGGGGCAAAGGAGCAAGGAGGGGCAAAGGAGCAAGGAGGGGCAAAGGAGCAAGGAGGGGCAAAGGAGCAAGGAGGGGCAAAGGAGCAAGGAGGGGCAAAGGAGCAAGGAGGGGCAAAGGAGCAAGGAGGGGCAAAGGAGCAAGGAGGGGCAAAGGAGCAAGGAGGGGCAAAGGAGCAAGGAGGGGCAAAGGAGCAAGGAGGGGCAAAGGAGCAAGGAGGGGCAAAGGAGCAAGGAGGGGCAAAGGAGCAAGGAGGGGCAAAGGAGCAAGGAGGGGCAAAGGAGCAAGGAGGGGCAAAGGAGCAAGGAGGGGCAAAGGAGCAAGGAGGGGCAAAGGAGCAAGGAGGGGCAAAGGAGCAAGGAGGGGCAAAGGAGCAAGGAGGGGCAAAGGAGCAAGGAGGGGCAAAGGAGCAAGGAGGGGCAAAGGAGCAAGGAGGGGCAAAGGAGCAAGGAGGGGCAAAGGAGCAAGGAGGGGCAAAGGAGCAAGGAGGGGCAAAGGAGCAAGGAGGGGCAAAGGAGCAAGGAGGGGCAAAGGAGCAAGGAGGGGCAAAGGAGCAAGGAGGGGCAAAGGAGCAAGGAGGGGCAAAGGAGCAAGGAGGGGCAAAGGAGCAAGGAGGGGCAAAGGAGCAAGGAGGGGCAAAGGAGCAAGGAGGGGCAAAGGAGCAAGGAGGGGCAAAGGAGCAAGGAGGGGCAAAGGAGCAAGGAGGGGCAAAGGAGCAAGGAGGGGCAAAGGAGCAAGGAGGGGCAAAGGAGCAAGGAGGGGCAAAGGAGCAAGGAGGGGCAAAGGAGCAAGGAGGGGCAAAGGAGCAAGGAGGGGCAAAGGAGCAAGGAGGGGCAAAGGAGCAAGGAGGGGCAAAGGAGCAAGGAGGGGCAAAGGAGCAAGGAGGGGCAAAGGAGCAAGGAGGGGCAAAGGAGCAAGGAGGGGCAAAGGAGCAAGGAGGGGCAAAGGAGCAAGGAGGGGCAAAGGAGCAAGGAGGGGCAAAGGAGCAAGGAGGGGCAAAGGAGCAAGGAGGGGCAAAGGAGCAAGGAGGGGCAAAGGAGCAAGGAGGGGCAAAGGAGCAAGGAGGGGCAAAGGAGCAAGGAGGGGCAAAGGAGCAAGGAGGGGCAAAGGAGCAAGGAGGGGCAAAGGAGCAAGGAGGGGCAAAGGAGCAAGGAGGGGCAAAGGAGCAAGGAGGGCAAAGGAGCAAGGAGGGCAAAGGAGCAAGGAGGGCAAAGGAGCAAGGAGGGCAAAGGAGCAAGGAGGGCAAAGGAGCAAUGAGGGCAGGGCAAAGGAGCAAUGAGGGCAGGGCAAAGGAGCAAUGA
This is a messenger RNA of Schistocerca cancellata (South American locust), 1824 nucleotides long. RefSeq names its product ribosome-binding protein 1-like. Bases 1 to 1824 code for a protein of 607 amino acids. The record is from RefSeq and is a predicted model, not a curated record. NCBI's taxonomy places the organism in Eukaryota, Metazoa, Arthropoda, Insecta, Orthoptera, Acrididae. The transcript is spliced from 5 exons.